UCACCAUCAGUUCAAUCUAAGUUCGUAUGUCAAAAGUGUCGAGCAAAAAUAUCCAGCUUUUCAACUUGUAUGCAUCCGAUGUGAGGAAUUGUGUAAAAUUUUGCCAAUUUUUGUCUUAAAUAUAACAAUGCUAUAAGUUAAGCAUAGGAACCAACAAAUAUAAGACUAUCUAUCUAAUAAGACUAUCUAUACAUCAUUUGUUUAAUACUGCUAGUGAUGACUUUAUGGCUGCGAUAAUGCAUUGCCUGGUGUGCGAGGAAUUGAAUCCCUAGAAUAGUCACAGUGAGGAUUCUUGAACACAAUUUCGGACUUGAAAUAGUGAAAUAUAUAUUCAAGGAAAAGUGGAGGAAUAAUCUGAUUUCCAAGAAAGAACACAUUUUUCCAUUCUACCUACAGCAUUAUGGAUUGAAGGAUGUUCAACAUGCUUGCUAAUAUGCAAAUAAUCGAUAAACAGAAUAAAACACAAGGAUAACAGUCACAUAGGAUAGCUGACUAAUAUAUAAAUCUUGAAUGAUUAACGCUGCAUUCGUACUUGUACCAAACGUUCCCUGAAAGGCGGAGGAAAAUUAUAAAUACUGCGUACCAUCAGUUUCACUGCACUCUACAUAGAAAGGAAUCAUAUCAACAUGCAACAGAAGUUGACAUUCUCCAAAAAAUCUGUACGCCAUCUGACAUCGGUCAAGAUGAAAGAUUCCUUCCAUUCGUAUAUCUGAACUACCCACACCUACUGCUAUUCUAUUUGAAUCAAAUGUUCUAUGCUUCAAGUAAAAGAAACCAAACGUUAUGUCGCAAUUUUAUAUCUAUGAUUGUCAUCCCUGUGACGGUCAGCAUAAUGUCUACUUUCUUAAUUCCAGUCCACAUUCCUUAUCAUGCUGACAUUAGAAGGCGGGCGCAAAUAUAUGCCUGUACAUUGUCAAAGUUUUCGGAAACGAUGGAACUUAAAAUUCGGCGCAUUUGGAUCGCGGAAUUAUUCAAAACAAUGAUAUCGUUUAUGUUGGAAUCAUCAAACGUCCAUGUUCAUAAUCGUAAGGCAGACCUACUUCAGUAUUCGAAUAUUACAAUUAAAUCAGAAGGAAAGGAAAUUAUAUUCUUUUUAGUCAUCAGAAUGUCCGACAGAAUAACAGAGAGAGCAAAACAUGGUGGUUCUGAAAGAUUAGUGCAAGAAAGUAUUACCUGUACACAGUAUUCAUCGUGUAGAAAUAUACCUAAAUGGAAUUGUAACUAUGUACAGAAAGGAGAAAAUUUUUGUACAGAUUAUAGUAUUGGACGUUAUAGGCCAUUGAUCUGUAAGCGGCACAAACAUAUUAUGAAUGGAAUUGAUUAUCUGAGUAAGAAUUGUAUAGUAAAUAUUUACAUUAAUUCAUUAUGGAGCAAGAACGGAGCAAAUACUCUUGAUUUUGCGAAACAUGCGAGUACAGACUUGAGCAACGCAUACCAUAAGACAUGGAACGAGAAUCUGUACCAUCGCAUUGGAAGAAAUGAUACCCUGUUGUUAUUGAACAUGUUCAUCACAACCCAGCCGAAAACUGUAAUGUGCAUAUGUACAACUGAAGCAGUAGAGAGAGAAAAUAUACAUAAAAAAAUGGGAACUAUCUACCACAAGUACGCUAGAUUUAUAAAACUAGUAACGAUGCUUACAGCAAUAUGGAUGCUGCUAAUGAAAAAGAAACAUACAAAGCUCAAUCUCCAUAUAUUUCUUCUACUAUUACUAUGCACACCAACCAUAUCAACAUCAAAACGAAGUACGAGAUAUAGUACGAACAUUAUUAUGACGAAGUAUGGACCAUUAAGAGGUAUUCUGAUGCCAAGAACUCCCACAGUAGAAGCUUUCCUCGGAGUGCCAUAUGCGUCGCCACCUGUAGGAAGUCUACGGUACAUGCCACCAGUAACGCCAUCGACAUGGAAAAGAACAAGACUUGCCGAUAAUUUCUCGCCCGUUUGUCCACAAACUCUUCCUAAACUACAGUAUGAAUUCAAAUCAUUGGUCGACCAAACACGCGGACGAUCGGCACAAAUUCGACGCUUGCUACCGCUUCUAUCGAAUCAAUCCGAAGAUUGUCUCUACCUAAACCUUUAUGUUCCACGAUCUGAUGACUCUAUGCAGCCUUCAGGUUCCCCGAAAGCCACCAUAAUGUAUAUACACGGUGAAUCAUAUGAAUGGAACUCUGGGAAUCCGUAUGAUGGUUCUGUGCUAGCAUUGCAAGGAAAUGUGAUAGUUGUUACAAUCAAUUUCCGAUUGGGAAUAUUAGGUUUUUUGAAAACUGGCGCAAAAGGAAGUAAUCAGGGAAAUUUCGGUUUAAUGGAUUUAGUAGCGGCCUUACACUGGUUAAAGGAGAAUUUAUCUGCAUUUCAUGGAGAUCCAUUACGAAUUACAUUGAUGGGACAUGGAACUGGUGCUGCGUUAGCAAAUAUGUUAGUUGUUUCACCCGUGGCUAGUGACUUAAUUAAUCGAGCAAUUCUACUAAGCGGUUCUGCAUUAUCACCAUGGGCAAUUCAAAGAGAACCACUCUCGUUAAAAAAAUUGGUUGCCGAACAAACCGCAUGCCAUAUCGAUGUGAUAGCGGAUGAUUUAGCCCCAUGUCUGCGUACAAAGUCCAUCACUGAACUUCUUCGAAUCACUCCAGAGAGCCCGAGAUUUCUUCCUGGCUACGCACCUUUCGUGGACGGUACGGUAAUAAUGAGUCCUACCUCUUCAAAUGUUCGUUUGAUUCUAUUGCCAUCUGGUUCUGCAAUUACAAGCACUACCGGAAUCGAGUUUGCUAAUUUCGCUUCUCGUGAAUUGUUAUUUGGACUGACGUCUUAUGAAUCAUACAACGACCUCAGCGCGCAAGAUCUUGAAAACGGUUUCAAUGAAACAAGAAGAGAUCGAAUACUCCGAACAUACGUACGAAACGUGUUUCAUUUCCACCUCAAAGAAAUUUAUUCAACACUCAGGAAUGAGUACACCGAAUGGGAACACCCACCAAGAAAUCUAUUAGGACACCGUGACACAAUUCUUGAGUUACUGAGCGACGGUCAUACUGCGGCACCAUUGAUUCGCCUAGGUUAUCUACAUAGUUUACAGAAUGGGAAAUCGUUCUUUUUACACUUCAGACAUCAGACUGGCGAUUGUGACUUUCCACAGCGUAGUGGCUCCGUUCGAGGCGAAGAUAUUCCUUUCAUCUUCGGACUUCCAUUGUCACCAUUGUUUCCAUCGAAUUUCACAGAAGAGGAUGUACAAAUCAGCCGGUUUCUAAUACAAUAUUUGACUAACUUUGUGAAAACAGGAAACCCAAAUGGAAUAAUCACAUCAGAUAUCCUAAACACACCUAGUCCACAAUACAAAACACGGAGUGUUCGUUACAGUGACGACAAUAAAAUUAACAUCGUUUUCAAUAACACCCCACAAAGUGAAAACGUCCCGUCAAUGGCACAGAAAAAUCAUUUUUUCAAACGUUUUGUUCGAGGAAUUGUCAAUGCCACUAUCAUUGAUAAUAAGUACAAACACAGUAUGAACAAACGGUCACUUGAGCUUUACAGAAACAGAGAACAAGAAGAGUAUGCCCCUAUCAGUGAACGAGAAUCAAUUGGGAACAACUAUGAUGAUGAUAAUGAUGAUGCUGACGAUGAUGAAAAGAAAGACGGCGUUGAAUUGAUAAAAUGGAAAAUGUAUGAUCCAAUCAAUCAAAACUAUAUGGAGUUAGGUAAGUCUGGUUGCAACAUAGUGUCUAAAAAUCACUACCGCGGUCACAAGUUAUCUUUAUGGUUGAGUCUAAUACCGCAACUUCAUUCGCCCGUUGAUUCUGCCCAUCUACCGAUGCGACAUCAUCAUUUUACUGAGAUUAAGCCUGAAUACUAUGAGGGUAGAGUGAAAGAUAUUCAAAUAUCAAAACUGCCUAAACUUAUAGCUAUAGCUAAGUCUACCAGCAAGCCUCAUAAGACUGAAACAAUUGUCGUACCGUUUGCACAUACGGUAUCAACAGAAUGCCCACCAAACACGACUGUGAUGUCGCCUGUAGCAGCGACUCAUCCUCAGCGUAUUGCAAUGAACAGUUUGGAGAAAAACGGAAAAACGGUAAACCAGUUGACUAAUCCGCAGUAUCAUCAAUACUCUGCCGCAUUCAACAUUACGAUUGGUGUUGGUUCUUUUCUCCUGUUGUUGAAUGUUCUAAUUUUCGUGGCUAUUUACUUCAAAAAAGAGAAAAGAGCGUCGAUGAAGAAACCAAGAGAAAAUAUUACUGGUGAUGAAAUAUUGCACUCUACAUCAUUACUUCUAGACGAUAGACUGAAACAUCAGAAAACCGAUAGAGAUAUAGAAUACGACAAUGACACUCUAGACUCGGCUAUGCAAGAUGUUUCAAGUGUUACAACACACGAACAAUACAGUUGCAAUAAACGAAACAGUAAUAACAACGAAAAAUAUAUCCCUUCGGAUAUCUGUAACCAAAAAUUCCCUGUCAACGAACACUCGUGUUCCUCACCCACCACAUCGAUCGUGGGAAGUAUUCAGAAUUCAACAGCACAGGAAAUGUGCAAGCAUACAUCCGAGGAAAAUUUGGUGACGGUGUACCCCAGAUUCCCAUCACAGUCCACUUCAACGUCAGAAUCGUCAUCCAAUACAACCGGUUUCCAACUACGACGAAAUUCUUCAACAAAUGAUGAAAUGUUUCAUAACUCAUCCGAGCAGACUAAUUUACCAGAAAUGCACGAAAUCGGAACAAUUGUCGACGAAAUUGAGUUAGAGUUCAGCUCUAUGAUGAUGGAUUCUUUACGAUCAGCUAGAUCUGUGGGCAUUCAUGGAGGGAUCCUGCGGCAACAAACUGGUUCUGUAAUUCACGGAACCACAAAGAAACGUGUUCAAAUACAGGAAAUAUCUGUAUGAUGUACAAAACAGAGUAAUCUUCCGUAGGAACGAGAAAAGUCAUCAAUAAUAUUUUUGGCGCUUACUAGUUGCGUAUAAUUGCAGUUAUAUUCGAAAUAUAAAUGUAAAUAAUUGUAUUUUAUUGUAUUAUUGAACGAACAUUAUUGCGAAGUACACAAUAAAAUAUGUCUGAAAUAAAAAAAAACAUCGCUAACAAUAUAUUACACGUA
Toxorhynchites rutilus septentrionalis is the source of this 5070-nucleotide messenger RNA. Its product is annotated as neuroligin-4, X-linked. NCBI's taxonomy places the organism in Eukaryota, Metazoa, Arthropoda, Insecta, Diptera, Culicidae. Gene Ontology annotation, cellular component: postsynaptic membrane; synapse; cell surface. Gene Ontology annotation, molecular function: neurexin family protein binding; signaling receptor activity. The record is from RefSeq and is a predicted model, not a curated record. Bases 749 to 4861 code for a protein of 1370 amino acids. The transcript is spliced from 14 exons. Gene Ontology annotation, biological process: neuron cell-cell adhesion; modulation of chemical synaptic transmission; postsynaptic membrane assembly.